Symbiodinium sp. CCMP2592 is the source of this 5760-nucleotide messenger RNA. The record is from the annotation of a GenBank genome assembly. Lineage: Eukaryota; Dinophyceae; Suessiales; Symbiodiniaceae.
AUGGCUGACGAGAAUGCCGACAGCGCACUGGCUGCCUUGCGGGACGUCUUGGGCCACACAUUGGACGAUGCGGAGCUGAAGAAGCUCCUACACAGAGCUGGUAGCGACGUUGGUGUCGCACUGAACCUGCACUACGAUCAGGCCACAGCAGCGGCAGGAACCAACCUGUCUCAGAAGAGACCAGCACCGUCGGUGCCCGGCUUCUUCGAGACCAGAAAGAAGUACGCAAAGUCUGACGACUCGAUAGCCAUUGACGUGAAGGAUGCGAACUCCGAGUUGAAGCAUGCGGGCAACAUCGGCUCGUUGCAGGAAAAGCCGGCCACGGCUUCAUCUGCGAGCUCUGGGACCCCUCUGGCAGAGCGCAUGCGCCCGAAGGGAAUCCAGGAGCUCCUGGGCCAAGAGGAUGCUUUGGGAUCUGUCUUGCGCCAGGCUGUGCAGGAAGAUCACUUGCCUUCCUUGAUCCUCUGGGGCCCGCCUGGCUGUGGCAAAACCUCCUUUGCGCACUGCGUGGCAGCAGGAACCAAACGAGCAUUUCGGUCUUUGUCUGCUGCAAAGGCUGGUGUUGCAGAGCUGCGUGAGGAACUGAACAGAGCUGCUGGCACCUUGAAGUUGCGCAAGCUGGGAACCAUACUCUUUGUGGACGAGUUCCAUCGCUGGUCGAAAGCACAGCAGGAUGCUCUGCUCUUGGAUUGCGAGAAAGGAACCAUUACGCUGAUUGCUGCCACCACUGAAAAUCCGUCCUUCUCGAUCAACAAUGCAAUUCUGUCUCGUUGUCGCUUAGUGGUUUUCGGGAAGCUGUCACCGGAGGCUGUGGGACAUGUCAUUGAUCGGGCAAUGCGUGAAGAUGUUGUGCUAGGGGGCACCACGCUCGCCUGUGAUGCCCGCCAACUUCUGGCCACUGCAGCGGACGGUGAUGCCCGCGUAGCGCUGAACUCGCUGGAGCUUGCGGCUCACCUGACAAAGCCAGGCUCACCCAUCGAUUCCAAGGCUGUUCAAGCAGCCAUCCAGAAGCGUGCGCUUUAUGAUCGCAACGGCGAUUUUCAUUACGAUCUGAUAAGUGCUCUGCACAAGAGCAUGAGAGGUGGGUGUCCAGAUGCUUCGCUGUAUUAUGCCACACGAAUGCUGACCGCAGGCGAGGAACCACGCUACAUUACACGCCGGCUCAUUCGCUUUGCAUCUGAAGACGUGGGUUUGGCAGAUCCCUUGGCUCUGAAUCAAGCGGUCGCAGCCGAUCAGGCAGUUCAUGCCAUUGGAAUGCCUGAAGCUGGAGUUGUGAUUGCACAGUGUGUGAUAUACCUGGCACUUGCGCCGAAAAGCUGUGCGGUCUACAAUGCCUAUGAAACCGUCAAAAAAUUGUGUGAGAGGGAGCCUCAUGCGCCAGUUCCGCUGCACAUCCGCAAUGCACCAACGAAGAUGAUGAAGACACUGGGCUACGGUGACGGCUAUGUGUACAACCCAUCAGCAGGAUACACACGAGGCUGCAACCAAGGAUAUCUCCCAGAGGCGAUUGGAGACAAAGAGUUUUUCAACAAGAAGGAUUGCGAGCCGGGGUUCCAUCUUCGCUUCUGCGAGUCUGAGCCGAAAGCACAUGAGCAAAAAAGCGAAGUUCUUUGUUUCAUGCCCUGCGUUGCAGGGUACAGGCCAGAGCCAGAGGAGAUGCUUAGCCCGUUGACGGUCCAUGGCAUGGAGUUGAAUUUGCUUGGAGCAGUAGCUGGCGUCUGCAUCGGCCAAAUGGCAGUGGAACUGCGUCAGGUGCUGCAUAGCAUCGCUUCAGCUGCAGUGGCACUGCUGCCAGCUUCUUGCCAUGCUUCGACCAUGAUGGACCGAACUGCUCCCCUUGCAGCCAUGUGCUUUCACAUGUCCUCUUGUGCAGUCAUGUCUCCAUAUGUGGUGGCCGGCCUCGAAGGGCUUCUGCGAGAGGCCCAGUUGCACAGGCACAUGCUUUUGCCAACAGUUGCAUCAUCUUUUCGACAAAGGUGUCGGUGGCUUCUGAAGCGGUUGGCUGCAGGCAGCCUGCAUGACCCCGAUGUGCCUCACCCAGAAAGAGGAGGCUUCCAUGUCGCGUGGCCUCCAGAUGGCGACAUGGAGGCUCUUGGCAGCUUCACGGCUCGGGCCGUCGAUGCAUUGGCAAAGGAAGGCUACUGUGUGAUCCAGCUUCCUUUGAGUGAAGAUGCAGCCGAAGAAGCACAAGUUGAGGUGACUUGUGGAAGGUACAGAUGGAAGCGACUCCGCAGGGAGUUCGAGCCGUCCUACUUGGGUAGACAUCAGAAGUGCAAGACGGCCUGGCUGGAAGAGAUGGUGGAAGAGAAGCAAGAGAUGGACAGUCCGAUCGACCUGCUGGACCUCUACCUUGCUCGCUUUACACAGUUUCUUUUGCCUGUUGCCCCCUUCGCGCUGGACUUCAUGCCGCACAGCCGGACAAGCGGAAUGCUGCGUGUGCCGGCCUCUUCAGAGGGCGCGGGUGUGGCUGAGAACAUCAGCGACGAAGACAUUGCAAAGGGCCUUGUCGAUGAACAUGUCGACUUCCUCAAGCGCCGAAAGUUGUGCAUGUUUCUGAUGGCACACGGCAGUGGAGGCGAGCUGUCGCUUUAUCCAAAGGAUGGCGCUCAGAUAGUUCUGCCAGCACAAGCAGGCCGCCUGGUUGUGUUUCGCCAUGACCGUAUCAGCUACGCCUAUCGGCCAGACUCUGAGGAGGACCUAGUCUUGCAAGCUUGGGUCCUGACCGCCCCGGCACAGUUCCAGUUUGGAGAAGUCGCUGGGGAUCAGAAGUCCAAAGACGAGCUCUAUGGCUUGGUUUCUGGACCCAACACCCCGGAAGGUCGGCGAAUAUGUGUCUACGGCGUUGGAAUCUCCCUUCCUGGUGCUGCCUUCGAAAAGCUGGAUGCCUACUGGUGUGCAGUGGCAUGCGGCACGGAUGGAUACGUCUACGCUCCCGUGGACAGGUUCGACAUUGAGCCUUACACGAGAACGGGCGAGGAGUGGCAGAUGGGCUACACAUACACCGUGCAUGGAGGCUUCUGCAAGGACAUCUUCUCCUUCGACAACGACUUCUUUAAUGUCCCUGAGGAGGAAGCUUGGUUGCUAGCUCCAGCGUCGCGGCAGCUGCUCGAGAGGAGCUACGAGGCUUUGUUCAAUACCGGGAUGCGGAAGAAGGAUAUCAGAGGGAAGCGGGUCGGUGUCUACAUCGGACACAGUGGCGAUGACUUUUCCGUAGAUCCCAGGUUCACCAUGGGCUCCACGGAUGGUCAUCGCUUCGGCUAUCAGGCGAGAAAGUGGUCCUGCAUAGCUGGCCGCAUCAGUUACACCUUGGGCCUCCAGGGACCACAGGCUUUGCUGGACACAGCCUGCUCAUCAGCUCUGGUGGCCUAUGGAGUUGGGCAUACUGCUUUGAGGCAGGUGACUGCAGAGCAGGCUCGUGCUGGGCAAGAUUCCGGCAUCACGGAAGCGUUAAUGGGUGGCGCAAACCUGAUUCCAGGCCCAGGGAACUACAUCAACCUUUGUGGUCCGCACAUGCUGUCCAUCAGCGGACGGUGCUUCACCUUUGACAUGUCCGCAGAUGGCUUUGAACGCGGUGAGGGUUCCUCGUGUUUUUUUGCACGUAGUGAAGAGGCAGUCACCCGUGAGGCCAUCGCAACCGUGAUUGGCGCUUGCCUGAACCAAGACGGGAGAAGCGCGAGCAUGACGGCACCAAACGGACCGUCACAGCAGGAAUGUGUGAGGGGAUCCAUGCGAGAGGCUGGGCUGACAGCCAAUCAGAUCACCUGCUCGGAGCUUCAUGGGACGGGCACGGCUUUGGGGGAUCCCAUUGAAGUCGGAGCUCUGCGAGGAGUCAUGCAGGACAGGAAGGCUCCCAUUAUGCAGACAAGUGCCAAGAGCCAUAUAGGCCAUCUUGAAGCCAAUGCUGGACAAGCUGGCAUUAUCAAGUGCAUCUUGAUGUGCAAUUCCUGUGCCGGAUCUCCGAACUGUCACUUGUACAUACUGAACCCACACUUGGAUGUUAACGGCUACCCAACCGUCUUCAACACUGAGCUCGCCGAGUAUGGCAACCAGUCUGGAUACUCAGGAGUUUCUUCGUUUGGCUUCGGUGGGGCGAAUGCCCGUGCUGAUGUCUACGCCGUGGCAAGCAGAGGUCCCAGAAAGCCGGGAAAGGUUAGUCUAGACAAAGUUGACUACGUGGUGGUGAGCUGCCCCUUUGACGAGGGCCCUAUGCACUAUGUCGAUGGGAAGGAAGUUCCAACGUCAGGCUCCAGGAUUUCCAGGAACAGAGGCAGAUAUCGCUGCGACAACAUUCGUGAUGAGUUCGACCAGUAUGAUUACAACAGCAGCCUGUACGAUGGCAAGUUCCAGAUGAGCCCAGCAGAAGAGAUGGCAGGGGAUAGGCCAGACAGUGGGAUCGGCAUUGUUGGCUCCUGGGAUGCCUUUAGGCAGAGAACGGAGAUGACUCCCAGUACAGAUGGUGACAGCUGGAGUUGUAUGGUGGUCCUAGGAGAGACUCGUGUUGAGAGAUUUCAAUUGUGCCUUAUGCAGAAUCCUGAUCUUAGCAUAUAUCCCUAUGUCAAGAAUGGCUCCAUGACCACGCGGGUUGUGGGACCGCAUGGUGAAGGCAAGGGCAAGUUCUGGAUCAUCGACGGGCGGGAUGAUGAGGUCCCUGCAGGGACUCCCUUCCGCAUCACCCUGGAGUGGGGUCUUAGACUUCGUGUGAGCUGGCAGCGUGCAGAUGCUAUGCUGACAGGAGGUUCCCUUCCUAAGCUCAUCGGAUCCAAGCCUCGUCACAGAUACUUCGUGGUUGGCUCUUGGACGUCCUGGAACUUCUUGGAGAUGCAAAGCUCGGGUGUAAAGGAGGGUGCUUUCGAAGUCACCGUUCGCAUUGGUAUGUCGCGCUCUGAGUCAUUCUAUUUCGUCCGGGAUCAAGACCAGGAGCAGGUCAUCUAUCCCGCAAAGCCCGCUCUUGAUGCGGGGGCGACUGGGAUUCCGGUCAGAGGGCCCGAUGCAUUCGGCAAUGGAAAGUGCUGGAGAAUCACCGGAAAGCAUGGAGAGUCCGUGCGCAUACGCCUUGAGAUCGUGGAUGCUCUUAUCAAGGUGAGUGUUUCAAGCUUGAUCAGACCGGACUCUGGAUGGACAGCCAGCGGGGUGACUGGUCCGGCACGCCACAGCUACUGGGUGUUGGGCAGCUUCAACAACUGGAGCCCUGAACAGAUGCUUCCAGGUGAUAGGCAGGGGACGUUCGUGAUGCGCGGAGUUGCGAAAUCUUCCAGGCAACAAGACCAGCGCUUCACAAUCAUGAUGGAUGAGGAUCCAGAUUUGGUCCUGUAUCCAGAUGCAUCAGGAAGUGUUCCGCCUGGGCUCACAAUCGUCAAAGGACCUGGCCGUGUGGAGGACGACAGAGAUUUUCUGCUGAAUUGCCUUAAAGAUGGUGCAGAGUUUGAGAUCGUCCUGGACUUCAACUCGCUAGACAAGAGGAAGGUUAUCGAUGUCCGAUGGCUCAGCGAGCCUGUAGAUGUAAGCAGCAUGCUUUGUCCUAUCACCGGCCAGUUCUUUGUGAAGCCCACGGUGCUGUACGGUGGGGUUUUCGAGCAAAGUGCGGCCAUGCGAUGGGUUGCCAACACAGGCCGCCAUCCGAUCCUGCGUGGAAUAGACUGUCGCCUUGCAGAUAUCAUUCCUGCGAAGGAUGUGGAGGACUUGUGCCAUCGACUUGCUGCUUCCAAGGGCUGGGUUCUUCAGCAACGGCCGCCUACAACGGCGUGCAAUGAGCCAUGUUGA